This is a messenger RNA of Rhizophagus irregularis DAOM 181602=DAOM 197198, 1611 nucleotides long. RefSeq lists its product as uncharacterized. NCBI's taxonomy places the organism in Eukaryota, Fungi, Glomeromycota, Glomeromycetes, Glomerales, Glomeraceae. The record is from RefSeq and is a predicted model, not a curated record.
AAAAGGAGAAAAAAAAAAAUUUUUUUUAAAAAAAAAAAAAAAAAAUGUCGAAACUAUACAGAGAUGUUCUUUAUUUAAUAACGGAAGAGUUACAAAAUGAUGAAAACGCUCUUCGUUCAUGUCUUUUAGUUAAUAAAACAUGGAGUGAAAUUAUUAUUCCAAUUUUAUGGAAAAAUCCUUGGAAAUAUUUAAAGAGUGGAAACGAAAAAUUAUUAUUAAAAGUAAUUAUCUCACAUUUAUCAGAAAAAUCAAAAGAAAAUUUAAGUAUACGUUUUAAACAUUUAAUGAAUUCAUCAUAUGAAAGACCUUUAUUUGAUUAUAUUAGUUUUUGUAAACAUUUCAAUAUAAAUGAAAUUGAAAGAAUAAUUAAAACGGUAGAUAAAAAAUCUAAAAUUAAAAUUAUUAAAGAUGAGAUAUAUAAUCUUUUUAUUAAUGAAAAUACGAAAUUUACACACCUUUAUAUACCUUAUCAAUUUGAUCGUCAAUUACAUCUUAUUCCUGGAGUCGACAAAUGUUUUUCAGAAAUUAGAUUUCUUAGUUGUAAUGCUAAAAUAAAUUUAAAUGUUUUACCUGGAUUAAUUGAAGUAUUUAAAUCAAUUAGAGAAUUGGAACUUUCUAUUGGAGCAAGUAAUAACAAAUAUGAGAUUAUUAGAUUAAUUAAAACAUCAAAGAAUUUAGUAAAAAUUCGUUUAUUAAAUGAGUAUUAUUCUGAAAGAUCGUAUUGUAAGAAUCUUGAACAGACAUUGGCUAAUCAUGCGGAUAAUAUCUUAUAUCUUAAGUUGACAAAACAACCUAUCACAAAUUUUGUUUUUUCUUUUGUAAAUUUAAAAGUAUUAGUAUUGAAUGAUAGUUACCAUCGUUAUACGAAUUGGAAUGUUUUAAAAGAUUUAUCUUUACCUCACUUGCAAAUAUUAAAAACUAGUGGUAUUCAGCACGGAAUUUUAAUGAAUAUAAUUAAGAAUUCAGGUGGGAAUCUUAUUGAACUAAAAAUUGAUGACUUUUAUCCUUAUGAUUGCGAUAUUGGGAUAAUUAUGCAUACUAUUUCUCAAAGUUGUCCAAAUUUAAAAUAUCUAAAAUUCCCUAGAUAUGUAGAUUUUUUACAUUUGGAAAAACUAUUAAUUAAUUGUAAGGAUUUAAUGGGAUUAUAUUUUAAUUUUGAUAAUAGUUAUUUGAACACAUAUGUUCAUUGGGAUAAUUUUUUUGAAACAUUGGCAAAAUCAUCUCCGAUUAAUUUGUUUAGAUUUAAAUUUCAACUUUAUGAGGCUCCUGAAUUGAAAUCUUUAAAAUUAUUUUUUGAUAAUUGGAAAGGUAGACAUCCCAUGUUAUUACAAAUUAUACAAGAUAAAGAUAAUUUAAAUUUUCAUGCGAUUAAUACAAUGAGACGUUAUUACGAUUUAAUAGAAAAAAGUAAAGCAGAAGGAAUAGUUAAAAAAUAUGACGAUAAUUUGAAUGGAAUUACUUUUAAAGAUUUUGAAUGGAUCCAAAGUAAAUAAUUUUUAUAUUAUAUUAUAUUUAUGUAAUAAAUUUCAUUCAGUUAGUACAACAUAGUUAUAGCAACAAUUUCUGUUUGUAUAUUUAAUUAAAAUCACGAAAUUUGUUCGUUCUUUCAAA